CGUGACGUAGUAGUAGAUAACAGAACUGGAACAAAAAUCAUCGCAAAAGCGGGUACUCCCCAAACCGCAGACCACAAAAAUGAGGGAAAUAAUACUUUUUAUGAUAGGACAAUGUGGUCUCCAAAUUGGAUCGAAGUUUUGGCAGGUGAUCGCUAACGAACAUGGAGUUGACAACACUGGAACUUUCCGCGGUUGUUCCGAUCUUCAGCUGGAGAGAAUCGACGUAUACUUCACCGAGGCCAUGGGUGGUAAAUUUGUCCCUCGAACUAUCCUUGUCGACCUGGAGCCGGGCACUAUUGACACUAUCAGGUCGGGACAUUUUGGCGGGAUUUACCGGCCAGACAACUUCAUCUUUGGCCGAUAUGGCGCCGCUAACAACUUCGCCAAGGGCCACUACAACGAAGGUUACAUCAUCGCCGACAUCGUCAUUGACGUGAUGCGAAAAGAAGUAGAAGGCUGUGACUUUUUUCAAGGAUUCCAGACGGUGCACUCGAUAGGGGGCGGCACUGGUUCCGGCUUAGGCACACUGCUCAUGAACAGGCUGCAAGACGAGUACCCGGAUAGGAUCAUGAACUCGUUUUCAGUUAUCCCAUCUCCAAAGGUGUCGGACACAGUGGUGGAGCCCUACAACGCUACGCUCUCCAUCAAUCAUCUUGUAGACAACUCGGAUGUGACCAACUGCAUUGACAACGAAGCUCUGUACGACAUCUGUUUUCGCACCUUGAAGCUCCCUAUGCCAACCUACGGCGACUUGAAUCAUCUGGUGUCUGCCACCAUGUCCGGCAUUACCACUUGUUUCCGCUUUCCUGGCCAACUGAACGCUGAUCUUCGCAAACUGGCAGUCAACAUGGUUCCAUUCCCACGUCUGCACUUCUUCAUGCCAGGCUUUGCCCCACUCACCUCCCGGAGAAACCAGUUCUUCCGCGCCGUAACAGUCGCAGAGCUGACACAGCAGAUGUUUGAUGCCAGGAACAUGAUGGUCGCCAGUGACCCGUGUCACGGCAAAUACCUCACUUGUGCUGCCAUCUUCCGGGGCCGCAUGUCCAUGAAGGAAGUUGAUGAGCAGAUACUGAACGCCCAGAACAAGAACAGCAGCUACUUCGUCGAAUGGAUCCCCAACAACGUGACGACAGCCGUCUGCAACGUCCCGCCAACUGGGCUGAAGAUGUCGGUGACAUUUCUGGGUAACAACACGGCCAUCCAGGAGCUUUUCCGACGAAUCUCAGAACAGUUCGCCGCCAUGUUCAGGCGAAAGGCUUUCCUCCACUGGUACACUGGUGAAGGCAUGGACGAAUCCGAGUUCACCGAGGCAGAGUCCAACAUGAACGACUUGGUCUGCGAGUACCAGCAGUACCAGGAGGCAGCCACUUACGACUGCGAGCAGCAGGAGCAACAACAACAACAACAACAACAAUAAUAGCAGAAGCAGGAGCAGCAGAAUGUCGAAUCUGGUGUCAUAGGAAUGUAACAAUUCCGGCUGUUCGUGAAUGAAAACGUGCUCGACUUUAUGUCAGAUUCGAAAAUGUACAAUAGUAUUGUGGUAUUAUUGUGGUUUUUCACACGAAUAUGUAGUUGAUCAUACAUUCGAUAAUAUAUUUCACUAUCACCAGAUAUGAAAAGAAAAUUCAAGCCAGAACUUUUUUAUGAUAUAAAAAUACCCUUCAAUAUGGUAAGAGGUCCAAGUACUUUUAAACUUGCUUGGAUGACGUCCCACAUGAACUUGGCGUCUCUGUUAUAUAUGGCUCCCAGUCUCAUUUAAAUUCGAUCUCACGAACAUUAGCACGGAGGUUUCUAGUUAGUGGAUCUGACGCUAACCAACGUCAACUCGCGUUCUAGGUUAUCUUACGUCAUAAACAAUUCCAAACCUGUACCACAUAGUGUAAUAUAUACUAAGGUCUGUGCACAAUCAGUUACCAAGAGCCAUUUUUCUCCAAUUAAAACAGUACUAUUAUUAGCAUUAGACAACACAAGGGGGAAUACAAUAUUUGUACUGCAGAGUAAGCAUUCAAAACCCAAUUCAAAUAACAUACUGUCACGCCGAUCGUAAAAGCGUAAAUGUACGUAUAUUUAUACAUACCGGUAGGUGUGUUCUACUUACAAAUAGACCAAUAUUGGACAUUCCAAGACACCCUGGAUUUUUAACUGAAAGUGCUUCCGGUUUGUUUCUUUUUGUCCUUCUUUCAUUUUUUAAAUCGAUAUAUAUAUAUAUUAUAACAAUUAGGAAUAUUAUAAAUUUUGCAUUGCAGUGUUAUUGUUUUUUUUAUUUAUUUAUUAUUUUUUUGUAGUUACUAUUAUUGAAUUUUAUAUGACCCAAUUUUCGUUCUUGUUCGUUUUUAAAUGUUUGAAAUUUAUAUUUAGGAUUGCAAGUAAUGUCAGUCUUGGAUAAUAUUACAAUUAUGCGUCUUUGACUGAUACUGCCUAAUUUAUUAUUUAUUUAUUUUAUAUUGAAAUUAUAUGUUAUUUUGUUUCUGUUGUUGAUAUUAUUAUUAUUAUUAUUAUUAUUAUUAUUAUUAUUACUAUUAUUAUAAUUAUUGAUGUUGUUGAAUUUAUGAUAUUAUAUGGUCAUAAUUAUAUUGUUCGAAGAAAGUCAUUGUAUUGGUUUUACUUUUCACAUCCUUACUGAUUUAAAGAUAAUAAUAGUAUUGUUAAAUAUAUGAAAAAAGUAAUGAUCAGAAAUGAACCCCUGUAAAAUACGAAGGGCAAUAAAGUCUUUAGGUAUGUUUGUUCUCUUUUGCCGACAUUAUAACAUGUUUACGACUAACAGAUCCUUUCUGAUUACUAGAAUUACAUAUUAAAGACAAUUUGUCUUUAACGUCCUAAUGUUUAUAGUAGCCCAAACCAGAUUUUACAUUCCAAUAAUUCCAUAUGUACAAAACAAAUAUACAUUACAGAGAAAAUAAAUAAUAACUGCUUCCAAAAUUAGCACAUUACCGCAUUUUUAUUUACGGUUCUAUGGCGUCGGGCAUAUGGUUAAGGACCAUACAGAUAUUGAGGGAGGAAACUCGCUGCCGCCACCUCAUGGGCUACUCUUUUCGAUUAGCAGCAAGGGAUCUUUUAUAU
This is a messenger RNA of Gigantopelta aegis, 3060 nucleotides long. RefSeq names its product tubulin beta chain-like. Lineage: Eukaryota; Metazoa; Mollusca; Gastropoda; Neomphalida; Peltospiridae. Gene Ontology annotation, molecular function: structural constituent of cytoskeleton; GTP binding; GTPase activity. The transcript has 4 exons. Bases 80 to 1417 code for a protein of 445 amino acids. Gene Ontology annotation, cellular component: cytoplasm; microtubule. Gene Ontology annotation, biological process: mitotic cell cycle; microtubule cytoskeleton organization. The record is from RefSeq and is a predicted model, not a curated record.